AUGGACUUCACAUGCUCCAAUGUUACUCUGUGGCAAGAUGCCCUCAACUCCUACGAAACCCAUAUCAAAACCCUCAAUAAGCCCAACCUCAUUUCUCUCGACAAUUUCUACCGCAAAGAACUCCCAAAUCUUCUCCACCAACGAGACCCGUGUCCCUAUAUAACGACCCCGGAGCUCUCAAAGCUCAUGCAGUGGAAGCUGACCCGUGGCACGUGGAGGCCGCGCCUCUUGGACUUCGUUUCCUCACUAAACGACGACGCAGUCAGAGCCGCGUCCCAAAAGGCAUUCGGAUCCUUACCUGAUGUUUCGAAGGCCGUAUCGGAGAUGGUUGUGCUCAAAGGAGUAGGCCCAGCAACCGCGUCGGCCGUUCUCGCUGCCUACUCGCCGGAUAUUGCACCAUUCAUGUCCGAUGAGGCGAUGUUGGCUGCUGUAGGGAACUCGAAGGAUUACUCGUUGAAGCAAUACUUGGUGUUUGUGGAGAAGGUGCAAGCGAAAGCAAAGAUCAAAGUGGUUGUCAUAGCUUGCAUCUUAUGCGAAGCUGUCUUUGUAGGUGAUCUAAUCUCACCUCAAACUUAUCCAGUUCUUCAAUUGCCUCGGUUCCCCUAUCGGGAGAUUUUAUCUUAG
Fraxinus pennsylvanica is the source of this 624-nucleotide messenger RNA. The record is from the annotation of a GenBank genome assembly. Lineage: Eukaryota; Viridiplantae; Streptophyta; Magnoliopsida; Lamiales; Oleaceae.